Archocentrus centrarchus (flier cichlid) is the source of this 1081-nucleotide messenger RNA. It is a transcript of the gene kdelr3, whose product is annotated as KDEL endoplasmic reticulum protein retention receptor 3. Gene Ontology annotation, molecular function: ER lumen protein retrieval receptor activity. The coding region runs from base 286 to 933 and encodes 215 amino acids. Gene Ontology annotation, biological process: protein retention in ER lumen. The record is from RefSeq and is a predicted model, not a curated record. NCBI's taxonomy places the organism in Eukaryota, Metazoa, Chordata, Actinopteri, Cichliformes, Cichlidae. Gene Ontology annotation, cellular component: membrane. The transcript has 5 exons.
CGAGCUGUCAGCCACGUCACCUCCUCGGAAACAAGUUUCCUGUAGGACCGCGGCGCACACACGGAUCUGCAAGCGGAAUCCGCGGAGUUUGUCUCCGGUCUGCGGGACGCGUACAGAUAACAAGCUGUCGGACUGUAACCGCGCAACUCUGCCGCUUCUCUGUCAGCUGAUCGCAGUCUGCGUUUGCGUUUUAUGGGUGAACAAGUGUGGAGUGUCUCCUGACGACGUGGAAGGCCUGUGAGGAGUUGCAUUAAGUUUUUAUUGCUGCAGCGGAGCAUAAACAGCAUGAAUAUCUUCCGUCUGGCCGGUGACGUGUCACAUCUGGUGGCUAUCAUCAUCCUGCUAAUAAAGAUAUGGAGGUCCAAAUCAUGUGCUGGCAUCUCUGGGAAGUCUCAGGUGCUGUUUGCGUUGGUCUUCACCACCAGGUAUCUUGACCUAUUCACAGUCUACAUUUCUGCUUACAACACGGUCAUGAAGGUGGUGUUCCUGGCUCUGUCCUAUGCCACCGUGUAUUUGAUCUACAUGCGCUUCAGGAACACAUACGACUCAGAGAACGACACUUUCCGUGUGGAGUUCCUGUUGAUUCCAGUCAUCGGGCUGUCCUUCCUGGAGCACUACUCUUUCACCCCGCUGGAGAUCCUGUGGACCUUCUCUAUUUUUCUGGAGGCGGUGGCCAUAAUGCCCCAGCUCUUCAUGAUCACCAAGACCGGCGAGGCAGAGUCCAUCACCACCCACUACCUGUUCUUCCUCGGCCUCUACAGAGCCCUCUACAUCGCCAACUGGGUGUGGCGCUAUCACACAGAGGGCUUCUUCGACCAGAUUGCAGUGGUGUCCGGCGUUGUGCAGACUAUCUUCUACUGCGAUUUCUUCUACCUUUAUGUCACAAAAGUGCUUCGGGGAAGAGGAAAGAUGACCCUGCCGAUGCCGGUUUAAAACAGACGCCUGCGCUGUACCUCCACCCUUCUGUGCCUGCCACGUCUCGGCACCUGAGCAUAGACCCUUCAGCUGUAUUUGUACCUAAUGAUGAAACUAAUGGUCUGUGAUUAUAGUUUAAACCAAAUUAAAUAGAUUUUUUUUCUGA